Molecule: messenger RNA, 7016 nt
Organism: Podarcis lilfordi (Lilford's wall lizard)
Lineage: Eukaryota; Metazoa; Chordata; Lepidosauria; Squamata; Lacertidae
Source: the annotation of a GenBank genome assembly
CCCUCCACGCUCCCGGCCCCUCCCCUUUUUAAGGGAGGCGUGGACACAAUUUCCCAGCAGGCCUCGCGUUUCCUGCUCCGGCCCUCCUCGCCUCUCGCCCCGGCUUUUCCCAUCGUCCCUUGCGGGGCGGGGCAGCCAAAGUGGCUGAGUCCUGCCUGGCAACGGAGGAGAGCCGGAGAGCGAGGCCGGGAGGCGCAGGGCAGAGCGGCGCGAAUGGUGCUCGCGUGGCGGCUGCGAGUUCAUGUGGCGCCUGCUCCGCGGCACGCUGAGAGCCCUUCCCGGCCUGAGGAGGCGGCGGCCGCCGCAGCCGCGGCCGAGCGGUUCGGGCUCCGCCAGCGGCGCGCUGCCCGCCAUGGAGCGGGCCGUGGUGCGCUGCGUGCCGGCCGAGCCUAAGCUGAGCGUGUCCUUCGUGCUGGGCGACGGCAGCGCCCGGCACAUGCAGCGCGACCAGGCGGAGCCGCUGGGCCGGGCGCUGGCGCGCAUCGCCAACAACGCCGGCAAAGGCCACGCCAAGGCGGCCAAGAAGAGCAAGAAGGCGCGGGCCGAGGCCGAGGCUGCCGUGCCGCCGCCGCCGCCGCCCGCCGUCUGCCUCUUCUCCCAGGACGGCGAGGCCGUGGCCGAGGACGUGCCCAACGCCGAGGCCUGGCAGGACGGCGCCGUGCUGCAGAUCGGAGAGGCCCGCUACCGCGUGGAGCGCAACCCGCCGGCGCUGACGGAGCUGCAGCUGCCGCGCUCGCUGCUGGCCGGCUUCCCCGUCUGCCCCAAGCUGCGCGCCGAGUUCGGCUCGCCCCGCGACUGCCUCUUCCGCUGGUACCAGGAGCAGAAGGCCGAGCCGGCCGUGGGGACAGCGGCUGCCGCUGCUGCCGGAGGGGAAGCUCCGGGCGGCUGGGUGGAAGCUCCGGGCGGCGCGGAGCGGGUCUUCACGCCCAGCAACGCGCACAUCGGGCUGCGCCUCAAGCUGGUCUGCACGCCGGGCAACGGGCAGCGGCGCUACGGGCUGCCCCGCGAGGUGGAGAGCAGCGGCCCCGUGGAGGCCGGGCCGGGCGCCUGCACUUUCGACGCGCGCCACCUCUACACCAAGAAAGUGACCGGGCCGGGCCUCAUCCGCACCGUCACCUACAACGUCCUGGCCGACGUCUACGCGCAGACGGAGCUCUCGCGGACCGUGCUGUACCCGUACUGCGCGCCCUACUCGCUGGAGCUCGACUACCGGCAGAACCUGCUGAAGAAGGAGCUGGCCGGCUACAGCGCCGACAUCAUCUGCCUGCAGGAGGUGGACAAGUCCGUCUUCGCCGACAGCCUGGGCCCCGCGCUGGACGCCUUCGGCCUGGAGGGCCUCUUCAAGAUCAAGGAGAAGCAGCACGAGGGCCUGGCCACUUUCUACCGAAGGGACAAGUUCAGCCUCCUCAGCCAGCACGACAUCGCCUUGAACCAGGCGCUCCUCGAGGAUUCCCUGCACAAAGAACUGCGAGACAAGCUGGCCCCCUAUCCGGAGGUGCAGGAAAAAGUGCACCAGCGGUCCUCUGUGUUGCAGGUAGAAGUUAAAGGGAGAGGGGGAUAGGGAACUGGAAGUUUGCUCUAAACUAAGUAAGGGGACCAGAUCCAGAGAAAGGCAGGCUUCCUGUGCUUUUCAUGCAGAAAUUGAAUAGGUACGCCUUUUUCAAAGCUGUCUCUCCCUUAAAGGUUCACCAGGCUGCUUCCCUUUACAUCCCACUGCUUUGGGGCCAACUGCUCUCCCCUCAAUACUCUUCCCAGGCCACACACCUCAGUGGUCCUGUUCCAGGCCCUCUUCAGGUCCUUUUGUCUUGCUGGAAUGUGUCUGAAUUGUAGCAAUGCCUCUUGCUUGCCUUGAAUGGAGAUUUCUAUGUUGGGGGAGGGGAUAUGGAAACCUUUGAUUCUUGUGUGUGUCAAAAAUGCAUAAUAGUAAGAGUCACAUCCAUUGCUCUGGCUACUUUCUUUUACUUCUUGCCCAGCCCAUCUCAGGCAUUCAGCCUCCAGAUGGUUGCCCAUAAGGGAAUAGAAAGUUCCCCACCCCUGGUCUAUAGCUAGGUUUGAGCAGAACUUUUUUUUUUUUAAAAAAAACCCCAUCAGAAAUAGACCAUCAGUCAUGUAUCCUAAAUCCCCAAGCAGACAUUGCAUUGUUGUCUGUAAGUGCCUCUUUUCAUCUAGAGCAGAAGUAGGGAACCUGUAGCCCUCCACAUGCUGUUUGACUCCAACUCCAUCCACUCAGCCAGCAGAGCCAAACGGCCAGGAAUGUUGGGAGUUGUAGUUCAGCAACCUCUGGGGGUCAAGGGCCGGAGGGUUCCCUAUUCCUGCUCUACAACUUUGAUGUCAAAUGAAGGAUUGCUAGGCUGGAGUUACAGCUAGCAAUUCCAAAUGGAGUUCCACUUAAUACUUGUAAGCAGUGUUAGAAACUGAGAUAUGAAAACUAGGAAUUAAAUGGUACCUUAAACCUAGGUUAUGGAUGCAACAACAGAAUGUCUGGGUGCACUUUUUUAUAACAAGAAUACAGUGCUGAAAAUGAAUGAACUGCGGCUAAAAUAUUACGUUGAUUUUUCACAUGGUCUAGGCCUUCCUCUGCCCACUCCCCUAAUAUUCUUAAGAGGGUCUCUUCUCCAGUCUUCAAAGAGUAGCCAGAAGUGGGGAGGCAGAAAAAGGUCCUCCUUUCCUUCCACUCUGCCGUUUUAAUCUGAAAUCUUAGUUGUGGUACUGCGCCCAGAGCUCAGAAACUGCUGCUGCUAAUGAAAUUCCCAGUCGCAAAAUGCGCCUAGAACAAUGGCGCAUUCAAACACUACUUGUAACAGAACAUGGCUUGGAAAUGGAUGCCAGGAUAUAAAGAAAGGGGAACAGAGUAAGCUUAGUUCAGUCCAGCUGGUUGACAGUGGGGGUGGGGUGAAUGAGAGACCCGCACAUCACAUCUAUUAUUUUAGGCCGGUAGCUUUACUAGUACAGAAUUGUUAUAAGAAGUCAGUUUUAAAAUACAGUAAGCCUGCAACCUAUGCAGGAGUUAUGUGCCAGGGUUCACACCCAAAGCGAAAAUCAUGUAUACUGUAGUAAAAAUCCAUUGGGUUCAAUGGUGGAUGAAGUUGCCCAAGUCAUUUUUCCUGGAAGUCUGCCCCCUUUCCACCUGCUAUCUAUCUAUCUAUGCAUCCAUCUAUCGCCACAUGUGUAAAGCUGAAUGCACACAAUAUAGAUGCACGUUGCCAGCUUACAGUACUUUCUGGCUUACCGUAAUUUCCAUGUUCCUUGUAGGUUUCUGUUCUUCAGUCAACAAACGAUUCUUCCAGAAAGAUUUGUGUUGCCAACACCCACCUAUACUGGCACCCAAAAGGUAAUUCUGUUAACAAUUCUAUGAACCGUUCUAGGGUAUAUUUUGGGCCCUGGGGUGGGUUAUAAAUUCAGUAUAUUUAUGUAUUUCAGUAUUUCUAGUCCACAUUUUCAUAAAAAAUACAGCAUGUGUUAAACAACAAACAAAAUUACAAUGCCAUCAGUAAAAGCUGGGGGGUGGGGUAGAAUCCAUGUUUCAAAGACCUGUCUGAAUAUCAUAUUUUUCUGGAGAUGUAUAAAAGUAGGCAGGAAUGAUUCCUGAUGUGGGGAACCACCAGAAGGAUCCAAUCAGAGGAUCUCAGUGGUCACAGUUCUAAGAGCCCAAGUUGUUUAGGGCUUUGUGAACUAGCACAAGAACCUUGACUCUAGCCCAGUAGCAAACUGGCAACCAGUGCAACACUCUCCUGUGAACAGCUGCUGCAUUAGUUGCAAUUUCCAGCUCAGAUGCACGGGCAGCUCCACAUAAAGCAAGUCUUGGGGUUAUCAAGUAGUAAUAUAUAUGCAGUGUGUGAAUCCUUCCAUGAGAGCUGUUGACUGAACUGACAUCCUGAGUAGUCUCAAUAAGGAAAAUGCUUCCUAGCCUAAUAGCUGGACAAAUGUGUCUAAUUCCAAAGGAAAAGAAAUACAGUGGUACCUUGGUUCCCAAAUGGCUUAGUUGUCAAACAAAUCUGCUCCUGAACGCCACAAACCCGGAAGUAAGUGUUCCGGUUUGCAAACGUUUUUCGGAAGCCAAACGUCCAAUGUGGCUUCUGACUGAGUACAGGAAGCUCUUGCAGCCAAAUGGAAGCUGCGCCUUGGUUUCUGAACGGUUUCAGGAGUUGAACGGACUCCCAGAACAGAUUAAGUUCAAGAACCAAGGUACUCCUGACACACCCUUGUGAUUUGUAACUAUGUGAGGCAGAAGAGCUGUUGUUAAGCAUGGACGGGGUUAAAUACUAUUUGGGGUGUGUGUGUGUGUGUGUGUGUGUGUGUGUGUGUUAGUGCUUAAGAUUUCUCAGCUAAACUAGGACUUGGCUUUUUUGAAAUGGCUUGUACUUGUAAGUGGUGAUAAAAAUUCCUUGGACGGUUUGGGGUGGAUGUUGAACGACUUAAGCUGAAUUUUAAGUCUUAUUGGUUGAAAUGACUUUAAGCCUGAAGGUUAAAAAUAGGUCCUUAUUUUUAUUUUGUCCUUAGGUGGGAACAUCCGUCUAAUCCAAGCUGCAAUAGCAUUGUCUCAUAUUAGGCAUGUAACACAUGACAUAUAUCCUUCUACUCCUGUCAUAUUCUGUGGGGAUUUUAAUAGCACACCAUCAAGUGGAGCAUAUAGUUUCAUCAGUUGUGGCAGCAUUGCUGAAGAGCAUGAGGAUUGGGGCUCAAAUGGAGAAGAGCAGCGGUGCACAAUGUCUUUAGCCCAUCCAUUCAGACUGAAAAGUGCUUGUGGAGAACCAGCUUAUACUAAUUACGUUGGAGGCUUUCAUGGAUGUUUGGACUACAUUUUCAUUGAUGCAAAUGCUUUAGAGGUUGAACAAGUAAUUCCACUGCCAAGUCAUGAAGAAGUAACCACUCAUCAGGCCUUACCAAGCGUUUCACACCCUUCAGAUCAUAUAGCACUAAUAUGUGACUUAAAGUGGAAGUAGACUAAAAAAAAGUUGGUAUCCGUUCCUUUCUCUUAAGCAAGAAAUUUGGGCUACUUAGGAGAAUUCAACUUGAAUCCUGGCUUGGCUACCAGCUUUUACAAAAGAUAAUUGGAUAAAAAGUGUUUAUAUGCCUAUUAGGAAUGUUAAACCAGAUUUUCAUCUCUCUGUAACUUGUCAUAACCAGAAUGUUCUUAUGGCAAAUACUCCCCCUUUUUUACACUAAUAAGGAAAGCAAUCAAUGUUUAAUGCUUCUUUUAAAGUUAAAUUAUCUUGUUUCCUUUUCAUAUGGUUUUUGAUUAAGGGUAUUUUGUUUAAACUGAAUUUAUAUAAGAAUUGGAACAACUAGAAGGGUUUUGGUAUUCUCAGCAAGUAGUAUGCCCUGUCAAUAUAUUGCUGUUGCCUUUUGAAAAGAUAUUCCUUGACAAGCUGCCAAAAUUGAAUACACUUAUGUUGACCCAACACAAAUGUCCAUAUCAAAAGUUAGCAUUCCAAAAAUGAUCUGACACAAUUACCUGCUCUCAGGCAUUGUUGGGGGGGGGCUGUCCAUGUAAACCAAAAUAAUUGUGCAUAAAUAAAUAAAAAUCAUGAGUAUAUGUGAAAGUGUUGAUUCCCCCCCCCCAGAGUAUGUAAAAGGUAAUCUACAGUGAUUCUGAAGUCUUUUGAUAAUGUACUGAAGUGUAAACAGAACUUGAAAAAUACAGUUUGUCUCAUUUGCUCUUAAUAUCGCAAUUGAUUUAUUUUUCUAGUUGGCUGUGUCUCUAUGCAAUGAAGUUCUGAAUUUCCAGUUAUGCAUGCUUCACAGCAUAGAAACGAUUCACUUCAAAAUGUCAUGUUAUGUAUGAUACAGGGCCGCUUUGGGGUGAGAGGAUAAAUCUGUAUACGUAUUAUAUAUUUAGAUAUAUAUUUGGGAAAAGUGACAUGGGAGGAAAAGUCUACAAGAGAAAGUUGCAGUAGUGUAGUCACAAGUUGACUAGAGCACAAGUUUAAGCAACAGGUAAAUGAGUAUGGGAACACAAAUGCCCUUAAAGAGGGAGUGGACUGUAUAAACCUUCAUAUAUAUACUGUAGGUUCUGAUACGUUUGUACCUUGUUAAAUGAGUCUGUUGCUUUGCUCAGCUGUAUGAGCAUAGUGGCCCCUCCAAGAACUGUUGAAGACAAAAUGUGGGCAGCCCCAAUGUGUACAAUCUUGCAUGAACACGUGAAAAAAUAACAGAUUUAUCUGCUAAUAACAGUGAUUAAGAGAGAGAACACUACUGAUUUGAUCUUCCCCCAGUUCUGCUAUCAUACUACUUGGAGCUAAACCAUGGUCUGUCUGAACCUGGGCUUUAAUGCCAGACAAAAGCUGUAACCAAGGUUUGUUCUUGGCUUACCUAGGCUUGCACUAAGCCAAACCAGGGCUCAGCUGUUGGUAACGUGCAGUAGGAGGACCAUGGGAAAGGUGAAGCAGCCCUGGUUUAGCCUGCGAAUAGCCGCACACAUUCAUGCUUUGGCAUGGUUUGCCUUAGUGCUGCAUGCAGACUGGGUCAUUGUAUGCUUACAAAUGCUUAGAAGCCCUCCUUUGUGCUGUAUCUGUGAUGCUUUAAAGAGCUCAGUGAUAUUGGAGACAGGGCUUGUGUGUGUGGCCCUUAAACCAUCUGUGUUGGGCCUUGCAUGUUCAGGAAAAUGCCUGAAUGGACUUCACCACCUUACUUAUCCAUACUUAUCCAAGUCUUUCCCUAACCUCUGCCUAUUGUUAAUCAGGUGUAGGUUACCCACUCUGUUCCCUCUUUAAAUCCCUCUUUAACUGUGCCUUAUUAUUUUUUAACAGUCCAUGUCUUUGCUCCUUGACCUUGCUUGCUAUUGCCAAUCAAUCCCCAAAGCACUUUUAUGCUUGUUGCAGGUUGAUUUUAAGUGUCUGCAGUUAAAUGUCUGUGGUUUCAGCAUACUAUUGGUAGGAGUGUUAAAUAAGAAUAAGUGCCAGAAAUACCACUCUAAAUGUUUUUGUCCAAGGAGGGGAGCUAACCUGUGGCCAUCCAGAUAUUGCAUUUUUUUUUUUAAUUAAUAUUUAUUAAGUUUUCAAAGAAUAACAACAAAA